Brachypodium distachyon (stiff brome) is the source of this 1475-nucleotide messenger RNA. RefSeq names its product transcription factor MYB30. The record is from RefSeq and is a predicted model, not a curated record. The transcript is spliced from 2 exons. NCBI's taxonomy places the organism in Eukaryota, Viridiplantae, Streptophyta, Magnoliopsida, Poales, Poaceae. The coding region runs from base 157 to 924 and encodes 255 amino acids.
CCAACGCCCUCGCAAUCCCCACAGCAUCAGACCAGCGAGACGCACUCCUCCGAGCACACCCAAUUCCAUCACAUACAUACAGCGAGAGCGGCUUAGCCGGCUGUACUUGCUGCGACGUACCUGCGAGGAGGAAGCUAGAGAAGAGAAGCAACAGCAAUGGGGAGGGCUCCGUGCUGCGAGAAGAUGGGGCUUAAGAGGGGCCCAUGGACGGCAGAGGAAGACAGGACGCUAGUGGCUCACAUCGAGCAGCACGGGCACAGCAACUGGCGGGCGCUGCCGAAGCAGGCCGGGCUGCUCCGCUGCGGCAAGAGCUGCCGCCUCCGGUGGAUCAACUACCUGCGCCCUGACAUCAAGCGCGGCAACUUCACCAGGGAGGAGGAAGACGCCAUCAUCCAGCUCCACGACAUGCUCGGCAACAGAUGGUCAGCGAUUGCCGCGAGGCUGCCUGGGAGGACGGAUAACGAGAUCAAGAAUGUCUGGCACACACACAUCAAGAAGAGGCUCGAAGGAAAAACACAAGGCACAGCUACCGGUGCGCCGGCCAAGCGCAAAGCCAAGAAGCACGUGGCUUCUGUGAACACGACGCUCCAGCAGCAGCAGCAGGGCCCGGUCUCCUCCGUGCCGGUCUCGCCGGAGCAGUCCCUAUCGACGUCAUCCUCCACCGACAACGACUGCAUGGCCUCGUCGUUGGAGAACACGGGCAGCUCUGCCUCGGACUCGCACGAGUUCCAGAUUGACGACAGCUUCUGGUCGGAGACUCUGGCGAUGGCCGUGGACAGCAGCUCCGGUUCAGGGAUGGAAGCCGCCGAGUCCUUCGACGCGGAUAGCGCUUCCCCGUCGUCGUCGUCGAGCAACGACGAGAUGGACUUCUGGGUCAAGCUGUUCAUGCAGGCCGGUGACAUGCAGAGUUUGUCCCAGAUUUAAAGUGGAGAGGAUCAGAGGAUUUUGGGGGCAGUUCUUCAUUAUUUUUCUCACUGUUCUGAGAGGCUCAUAUGCGGGGGAACAGGCGUGUGGCACUGCCGUACCACCGUACGAGAAGCCCCGUGCAGGAGAACGUACAGCCACAAUGCCGCCGGAAGGGCACAUCGAGCAAACUCAAAACGUUCGAAGGGAGAAGCGGCGGCGGCCAUCGUGCAGUGCACACGCCCGCUUCAGACUGGACAUGGAAAUCCGAGGCGGGAUCGAUUUCUCAUGGCGUACGAGGAACUCGGAAGUUCUGAUUCUUUCAACCAGUAGCUCAUCGGCUGAUUUGACUUGACCUUCGUUGCUAGCCAGCGACAUGAUCAAGCAUUUCAUGAAAGUUUGAUGUAUUCUUUACACUUUAGUCAGUUUAAAUCUUCAGCUUCUUGUUAGGUGGUUAAAGUGUCUUCACGGUUCGCAUAGUGGCACUAACAUGAAAGGGUAGACGAGUUAAUAGCUGAGUAUCUUUCGACAUAUUGAUAGUCAUAUUCAUUAAGACUCUGCUCUGCUUGAUU